Molecule: messenger RNA, 601 nt
Organism: Penaeus indicus
Lineage: Eukaryota; Metazoa; Arthropoda; Malacostraca; Decapoda; Penaeidae
Product: cuticle protein 19-like
Exons: 3
Coding region: 82-480 (132 amino acids)
Cellular component (GO): extracellular matrix
Source: RefSeq, a predicted model, not a curated record
AGACGCUUCUGCUCGAACCCAUCCACUCCUGCAGAUCGCCUUCUUCUGGCUACUACUCCUUCCUCUACCUAGCAAAGAGAGAUGGCUGCUGUCCAGGCUAUGUUUGUUGCUCUCGUGGGCGUCUUGGCGUGCUCGCUGGCCCACCCGCAGUACCCCCCUCCCCACCAUGCACCGGCCUACAAGCACCCCGCGCGCCCUUACAGCUACUCCUACGCCGUCGUCGAUGACUACAAGGGCCUCAACUUCGGCGCCGACGAGUCCUCGGAUGGGAAUUCCGUGAAGGGCUCGUACCAGGUGGCCCUCCCCGACGGCAGGACCCAGAAUGUAGCCUACACCGCCGACCACUACGCCGGCUACGUCGCCGACGUCUCCUACAAGGGCCAUGCCACCUACCCCCCACCUGCUCCCUACCAUCCCGCCCCUUACAGGCCUGCCCCUUAUCAUCCCACCCCUGCCCCUUAUGGACCAGUCCACGGAUAAAUAGCCAGCCAGUCUCAAUGAGGAUCUUUUUUGAGAAAUGACUUUUGUUUUUAAUCUUGUUUUAUUUUGACUGUUUGCUUUUUUAUUAUGUUUGCCUCUCAAGAUUUGUAGAAUAGUUUGC